This is a messenger RNA of Carassius gibelio (silver crucian carp), 1608 nucleotides long. RefSeq names its product HLA class II histocompatibility antigen, DO alpha chain. Gene Ontology annotation, cellular component: MHC class II protein complex. Gene Ontology annotation, biological process: immunoglobulin production involved in immunoglobulin-mediated immune response; antigen processing and presentation of exogenous peptide antigen via MHC class II; peptide antigen assembly with MHC class II protein complex. The record is from RefSeq and is a predicted model, not a curated record. NCBI's taxonomy places the organism in Eukaryota, Metazoa, Chordata, Actinopteri, Cypriniformes, Cyprinidae. The transcript is spliced from 4 exons. Bases 875 to 1513 code for a protein of 212 amino acids. Gene Ontology annotation, molecular function: MHC class II protein complex binding.
CUCUUUUCUAGAAUAUUCUUAUAUAUAAUUCUUAUAUAAGACACGUGGCAGAUCAUUGUGACUCAAUAUUCCUUCUCUGCAGUAUAAUUAAGAGUUUAUGCGCUCCAGAUUAUACAUUGGUUUUUUUAUUUGGAUGGAAAUACAACAGGUGAACGGUGUGAAGGAGUGUUUCAGUAUUUUAUUAUUGGUACAACUCCGCAGCCUUGCAAAACAGGUAAUGCUAGGGAGAACGGUGUGGGAGUUAAAAUAGUGUGUACAAGCAAACAUAGUCACGCCGAGAGAAAAAAAAAACAAAAUAGAGCACGAGCGCUUUCGGUUUAGCUCAAGGGCAUGAAGAAGUUCUGACUCCUGGGAUUUUGAGUGCAAGUCUCAGAAAACAUUUUAAUAUCAGGAUUAUUUAGGGAAAUUUAUGCUGUAAAAUAUCUCUGUGGCAAUUGACAUAAAUCCAACCGUCAACUAUCCUACUAAAUUGAAUGAAAAUCACUUCGAAACGAGCUGCUGUCAACCAAAUCAUAUAUGUAUAUAUAUUUGUUUGUUUUUUACAUUUACACAGUUUUGCCACCUUUUGUUUAAUGCACAAUGGUUAUAGAAAAAAAAACAUGCAGUAGUUUCAUGCAACACAAAAGAUGUGGAACCUGAUUAGCUGGUGGAAUGUAGUGCUCUAGUUUCUAUCAGGCAUGAGGAAACUGUUUUGUGCUUAAUAAUGACUGGAGCAGGAAGUAAACGCUCUGUUCGGCUCAUGGCUUUGACAUGUUGUGCUUGUUCUCUCCGUUUUGCACACUUGGUGUUUUUUUGCGUUUUUCAAGAGCUCAAGAAGGGUUUUCUCCUUCAGGUGUCAAGGGUUUAAUGCGUCAGCUGACAUGCCGUCAUAGAGAUGAUGGCCGCUGGUUUUGAGCUGGAGUUUGACGGUGAGGAGCUCUGGCACGUCGAGACUAAUGAUUACACAGCAAAGCAACGUUUGAACGCAGGCGACUGGACCCUUGACUGCAAUCUGCCUUCUGUAGCACACUUCUCCAUCGGCAGCUGCUUCUACAAUAUUCCUCGCUGCAUCACAGGAGAGAAAAAUCCCUCCGAAUCAAUGGAUCUGUCCACAAUUCCUCCAUCCACGCAGCUGUACACCAAGAGCGACGUGAAGCUUGGUGUUGAAAACACCCUCAUCUGUUCAGUGACCGGCGUCCACCCGCCGCCGGUGAACAUCUCAUGGACGAGGAACGGCGAGCCGGUGAAUGAGCAGGACGUCAGCGAGACGCAGUAUUACUCCAAUCCAGACUUCAGCCUUCGCCUGUUCUCCCACCUGAACUUCUGUCCCAAGAGAGGAGACAUCUACACCUGCAGCGUGCGACACAGAGGACUGGAGCGGGACAUCACCAGGUUCUGGGAGGUGGAGGUGCCAGAGGACUCUCAGGAGGUGGAGGUGGUGGUGCUUGUGAUCGGAAUUCUUGUGGGAUUUCUGGGAUUUGUGCUGGGAAUCGUUAUAGUCGUAAUGAGCAAGCUGGAGCUGCGGCCUGAAUGAACACAAACUCUCAAACAGCCUUCUAUUCUUCUGCCACAAACACUCUAAAUCAUCUGUUUAUUCUGAUUUUAAAAUUAAUAAAUAUUUAUUUAACA